Funneliformis geosporum is the source of this 198-nucleotide messenger RNA. NCBI's taxonomy places the organism in Eukaryota, Fungi, Glomeromycota, Glomeromycetes, Glomerales, Glomeraceae. The record is from the annotation of a GenBank genome assembly.
AUGAGAUAUACCCCCACAGGUCAAACUGCUUUGGAUAAUGUUAAAUAUUAUCCUCAAAAACCAAAUGGAGAAAGGAUAAGAGUUUCUUCUCAAAAUAAAGUUCAUCCAGGAUAUAAGCGACCCGAUGGCACUUAUUCAGAUGCCCGAGUUUUAACCAUUCAUGAACUACUAAUACUCUUUUCCCUUCCCACUGAUUGA